Phascolarctos cinereus (koala) is the source of this 4991-nucleotide messenger RNA. It is a transcript of the gene KCNC3, whose product is annotated as potassium voltage-gated channel subfamily C member 3. Gene Ontology annotation, molecular function: delayed rectifier potassium channel activity; protein binding. Gene Ontology annotation, cellular component: voltage-gated potassium channel complex; dendrite membrane; presynaptic membrane. Lineage: Eukaryota; Metazoa; Chordata; Mammalia; Diprotodontia; Phascolarctidae. Gene Ontology annotation, biological process: potassium ion transmembrane transport; action potential; protein homooligomerization. The record is from RefSeq and is a predicted model, not a curated record.
CCCGCCCCCCGGCCCUGGGCGCCCCGCCCCUCCAAUGCUGAGCUCAGUCUGUGUCUCCUCCUUCCGCGGGCGCACGGCGGCCAAACAGCCGCAGCAGCCGCCGGCGCAGCCUCCUCCUGCUCCUCCUCCUCCUCCGCCUCCGCCUCCUCCUCCCAGCCCCUGUCCCUGUCCCUGUCCCAGUCCCGGCCCCUGUCCCUGUCCCUGUCCGGGUCCCUGCCCCGGGCCCGGGUCCGCCUCGGUCCCGGGCCCCGGCCCGGCUCCUCCUGGGCCGCCCGCGGGGGGCGCGCCAUGCCCCGGGGGCCCGGCCAUGGGGCGACACGGCGGCGGCGGCGACAGCGACAAGAUCGUGAUCAACGUGGGCGGCGUGCGCCAUGAGACGUACCGCUCGACGCUGCGCACCCUACCCGGGACGCGGCUGGCCGGCCUCACGGAGCCGGGGGCGGCAGCCAACUUCGACUACGACCCGCGCAGCGACGAGUUCUUCUUCGACCGGCACCCAGGCGUCUUCGCCUACGUUCUCAACUACUACCGUACUGGCAAGCUGCACUGCCCGGCCGACGUGUGCGGACCCCUGUUCGAGGAGGAGCUCGCGUUCUGGGGCAUCGACGAGACCGACGUGGAGGCUUGCUGCUGGAUGACCUAUCGGCAGCACCGCGACGCUGAGGAGGCGCUGGACUCCUUCGAGACCCCAGAGCCGGCCGCCGCCGCCGGAGGCCCCGGGGGACCUGGGGCCGGUCCCGGAGGGCUAGGGGACGACGAGGCGGGUGGCUUGGACGCCGCCGGGGCCGGAGGGGAGCUCAAGAGACUCUGCUUCCAGGAUGCGGCCGGUGGGGCCGCAGCCGGGCCCGGGGGGGCCGCGGGGGCGACGUGGUGGCGUCGCUGGCAGCCCAAAGUGUGGGCGCUCUUCGAAGACCCCUACUCGUCCCGGGCGGCCAGGUAUGUUGCCUUUGCCUCCCUCUUCUUCAUUCUCAUCUCCAUCACCACCUUCUGCCUGGAGACCCACGAGGGCUUCAUUCACAUCCACAACAAGACGGUGACACAGGCAUCCUCGGUGCCGGGGGAGCCGCCAGAGAAUGUGACCAACGUGGAAGUGGAGACAGAACCCUUCCUGACCUAUGUGGAGGGUGUAUGUGUGGUCUGGUUCACCUUUGAGUUCCUCAUGCGAGUCACCUUCUGCCCGGACAAGGUUGAGUUCCUAAAGAGUAGCCUGAACAUCAUUGACUGCGUGGCCAUCCUCCCCUUCUACCUGGAGGUGGGCUUGUCAGGGCUGAGCUCCAAGGCCGCCAAGGAUGUACUGGGCUUCCUUCGGGUGGUCCGCUUUGUGCGGAUCCUCCGCAUUUUCAAGCUGACUCGACACUUUGUGGGGCUUCGGGUGCUGGGACACACACUUCGAGCCAGUACCAAUGAAUUCCUCCUGCUCAUCAUCUUCCUGGCUUUGGGAGUGCUCAUCUUUGCCACCAUGAUCUACUAUGCGGAGCGAAUUGGGGCUGACCCUGAUGAUAUCCUGGGCUCCAACCACACUUACUUCAAGAACAUCCCCAUUGGCUUCUGGUGGGCCGUGGUUACCAUGACAACCCUGGGGUAUGGAGACAUGUACCCCAAGACUUGGUCAGGGAUGCUGGUGGGGGCGCUGUGUGCCCUGGCAGGUGUCCUUACCAUCGCUAUGCCUGUUCCUGUCAUCGUCAACAAUUUCGGCAUGUAUUACUCGCUGGCUAUGGCCAAACAGAAGCUGCCCAAGAAAAAAAAUAAGCAUAUUCCUCGCCCCCCUCAGCCGGGCUCACCCAAUUACUGCAAGCCUGAGCCCCCUUCCCCUCCGCCCCCAGCCCCCGGGCUCCCCCAUCAUCACAGUGGCCUCAGCCCUCCCCCACCUGGAUCGUACCCAACGGGGCUGCCUGGGCCCCAUGGCCAUGUGCACCCAGGGCUCUUGAGGGGUGGGGCGGGGGGGCUUGCGGGAAUGGGCCUGCCCCCUCUGCCUGCCCCUGGAGAGCCUUGUCCGCUGGCUCAGGAGGAGGUGAUUGACAUCAACAGGGCAGACCCUCGCCCUAAUGGGGACCCGGCAGCUGCUGCCCUAGCUCAUGAGGACUGCCCUGCAAUUGACCAGGCAGCCCUGUCCCCGGAAGACAAGAGUCCCAUCACCCCUGGGAGCCGUGGCCGCUAUGGACGAGACCGGGCAUGCUUCUUGCUGGCUGAUUACACAGCUUCCCCAGAUGGCUCCAUCCGAAAAGGUUAUGAGAAGUCCCGCAGCCUGAGCAGCAUCGCGGGGCUCAGUGGGGUGUCCUUGCGUCUUGCCCCCCUUGCCACUCCCCCUGGCUCCCCAAGGGCUGCCCGCCGUGCCCCUCCUGCCCUGCCCUCCAUUCUCUAGCCCCCAUCCCCCUCUUCGGGGGGACUCAGGGGUGGUGGGGGAUGGUUCCAGGUGUAGGGGUGGGGGCGGUAUUUUUUAAAGGGUCACAAAUAAUAUGCAAUUGAUAUGACCGCCAGCAAACCCCCAGACCCCCUCCCCACUUCCUCUAGGCCCCCAAGAAGGAGGGGCAGAGCCUCAGUACCCCCCAAAAGCCUUCUCAGGUCUCCAUGAGCCAUAUUGCCCCCUCCCAAAUCCACACGCUCAUUGAAAUGUGUAAAUAAGUGAGAACUGUGCCGGUUAACUUUGGGACACCCUUUCGGCUGCCCCACGGUUUCUGAGGCAGCCUCUGUCCUCUUCCAUCUUUGUGCAUGUCCCCCCUAGAGCCCCAAUUCCCUGCAAGAGCAAUAAGCUGCCUCUGGCCGCAUGCUGUGUCCCACCCUAGACCACCCGGGCAAUAGGGAGUUGGGGGGAGUCCAUCCAUCCCCUGGGCCUUCCUUGGUCACCUUGGCCCCAGUCUGCAGUAGAAGGAGCUGAGGAUUUGAUUGCAAAUCAAAGACAAAAAGAAACGAGGUGGGGUGGAGGUGCCAAGGCCCAGAGAGGGACUGGAAGUGGAUCUGGGGAAGUAACGGGUUGUCAUCUUUUAAAGGUCAUAGUAGUGAGUGUUGGGGUGAAAUGUGGCGCAUGUCUGUGCCACUGGCCCACAAAGGUGAUGAGCCAUGCACGGAGAUGUAGUGGGGUAGUGCUAUGUAGACGUGUUUGUGUGUAUGUGUGUGUGUGUGUGUGUGCGCGCGCGUGCGCGCGUGCGUAUAUGUGUGUGCAUGUAUGUGUGUGUACGCGUAUUUGUGUGAGAGUGCAUGCAUGUGUACAUGGAUGGUGAUAGUGGGCAUGAGACUUUCCAGGAUUGGAUCACUCCAUCUCCCUGACCCACCUCCCUCUGGAAAGGGAUGGACCUGCCCUCCCCGCCAGCGUCUUGCUGUUCUCAAUCGCUGCCUCCCCCCGCCACACACACACACAUUCUAAUUCUGGAGUUGCCAGGCUGAAUUCACAGACCAGGGCAACUCCCCCCCACCAUGUACUCUCAUGCCCAAGCUUGGGGAAUGUCCUCCCUGAGGACUGCAGCCCCCUGGGCCCCCUCGUCUUUCUUAUCUAUUCCCCUCACCUGGAGCAGAUCGUGGGGACUGGGUCUGCAUGUGCAUGAGCUCCCAAGAGAUCCUCCUCUGUUCCGUGUCUUCUCACCCCCUGAAACCCCCACAUCCCAGCGGGGUCCGGGGGAUGGGACUCGUGGGACACAAGGGAAAUCACUGGGAUGUCCCCAAAACCCUGCUCGAGGCCAGGCUCCUGAUGCUGCUUCGUCAGGGACCCCCAGACGCUCAGCAUCAGCAUCACCUUCCGUUCUCACAAGCAGAUUGCAGUGUGUGGUGUACUCCUCCUCCUAGCCCGUGGUCUCUCUCACAUCCACACACCCGUUGGGUGCCUGGGGGUCUUUACCUAGAGCCCUCCCUCUAUUUCCAUCCUCCAGGAGUUUGGGUGUGGCCGGUGGCUAGAUUUGGAGGCAGAGUUUCUCCCUCCCUCAUCUCGUGACUCCCAGUCCUCUGUGUGCCCACCCCACCCCCCCAGCCAGCCUGGCCACAGUAUCUCAGAGGUAGCUGCGCUCAAACACUAUUUUGCACAUUGGGGCUUCCAGGUCUUGCCAGAAGCCCUCUUCUGGGUUCUCUGAUCUACUUUUUGACAAUUUAUCUCCCCUGAGUUCUCCAAGGACAUCUGCGCCCCACCCCCAGCCUAGCAUUGCAUUGUCUGGUCAUGGCCUUGUGUUAACUGUGCUCAUGAACGGUCCCAGACCUUCCCUCACUAGGCUUCCAACUCAUCUUCAGCACUACCAAAAUGCAGCCAUCACAUAUCACCCCCCCCCAAAAGGGAUAUGGAAUGUAUAGUGUCACAUCCCUAGCGUCCCAGGAGAAAGUGCAAUUCCCCCCACAGCUGAGGGGGAGGUCACUAAGUUGGUAAGCCAAUUGCUCUCCCUACCCCCCAUGCCCUGCAUGGACCCAAGCACCUUCCCCAAACCAAGGAUUGGCCUGUACCCCUCUUCUAUAACUCCUAGACCCGCAGAAUUUGCCCCAAAUCCCCCUCUCUCCUCUGGGGGAGGGGCAGGGAGUUUCUCCUUAUGCAAAGUUUCCUAUGCAAGGGGCUCCUUAGACAUCCCCGCCCUCCUCUACUCUUCUAUCCUUUUCCCUUGCUACCAAGCCUGGAAGAUCAGGGUUGGGGGCAAGAAGCCAGAGUUCUCUGAUGAUUAAUGUUACCAUGGAUGCCAAAUCCCUGGCUGGGAACCUAGAUGGGGCUGGAAGUGGGUGGGAGGAGGGGAUGCCUGGGUCCCAGGUGGGGAACGAAGAGAAGUAGGGACAAUUGUGCCAAAGGCUUAAACAUUCUCCACCACCAUCCCUCCUCCCCCCACCCAUCCACACACACAUACGUACACAUACACACCCUCCCUCUCCCAGGUUUUGAGACUUGGCGAGUUUGGAGGCCCCCCCUCAAAGGAUCCUCCCCCUGGUCCCCACCUCCAACAAAGCUUUCAGUUAGCUUUUUACAAAAAUAAACUUCGAUACAACUUUAUUUGGGGAGUGUGGGAUUUGGGGAGGGAGGACUUCCCUCC